CCCCGCCCCCAACCCCUACCUCCCGCGCCUGGCUUCGCCAGACGGGACGGUCACUGGGGCUGGUUCUUUAGGGAUGCGAGCGAGUUGCCGAACAGAAACCCUCUCCGAUAGUGAGAUUCCAAAGAAGGCUGUGGAAAGUGGUGUAUUCCAGUAUAAAGCCCUCAGAAGUGGGUGGGCUUUGCUGUAUAAAGCCAUUACCCUGGACUGUCAAUUCCAAAUCAGGACUUCUCAGACUCCAUUGCGAGGAAGGACUCCCUCCAGUGACAGCAGCUGGCAGUGGGAAGGAAUAGAAGUUGGAUCUGAAGGCGGGACUUGCUUCUAGAAAGAAACUCAUCAUGGAAGGAACAGGGAGCCCACAGCUUUGAAAGCUUUGGCUGUGGGGGAAUUCCAUCUUCUGGGAGUGAGUGAAGGAAUCUAAUCAGCUAAGGUCCUUCUUGGCUGGGAAUUCCACCCAGACCUCAAGAAGCCAGAAAGCCCACUGCUGUGGAUGUUUUCCAAAUUUCACCAAGCCAUUCCUGGAUUUAUCCCACUGUGAUCCUCUGCCUGUUUGGAUUUUUCUCCAUGUUAAAACCCUCAGAACCCUUCCUUAUCCCAUAUUUAUCUGGACCAGACAAAAACCUGACCAGCGCAGAGAUCACGAAUGAGAUCUUUCCCGUUUGGACAUACUCUUACCUGGUGCUGCUCCUCCCCGUGUUUAUCCUCACCGAUUACAUCCGCUACAAGCCCGUCAUCGUCCUACAAGGGAUUAGCUUCAUCGUCACCUGGCUGCUGCUGCUGUUUGGCCAAGGAGUGAAGGCCAUGCAGGCUGUGGAGUUCUUCUACGGAAUGGUCUCGGCCACCGAGGUGGCCUACUACGCCUACAUCUACAGCGUGGUCAGCCCCGAGCACUACCAGAGAGUGAGUGGCUGCUGCAGGAGUGUCACGCUGGUGGCCUACACGGCGGCGUCGGUGCUGGCCCAACUCUUGGUCUCCCUGGCCAACCUGUCGUACUUUUACCUCAACGUCAUAACCUUGGCCUCUGUGUCCGUGGCCUUUCUUGUCUCACUUUCUCUACCGAUGCCUAAGAAGAGCAUGUUUUUUCAUGCAAAUCCCAGCAAAGAAGCUCCUCCAAAGCCACCGGGAAAGGAUGCUUUCUUAGAAGGACCUCCCAAGGAUCAGGGACCAGUCUGCCAAGGACUAUUCACCAUUUCAGGGAACCUGGAUGACGACCAGCUGAGCAGCCCAAAGCCAGGAAACGUAGCUUUGAGAGCUUUUGUGCAGUGGUUCCAAGAUUUGAAGGAGUGCUACUCCUCAAAGCGUCUUUUUUACUGGUCCCUGUGGUGGGCUUUUUCCACAGCAGGUUUUAACCAGGUCUUGAACUAUGUUCAAAUCCUGUGGGAUUACAAGGCACCGUCGUCCCAAAAUUCUUCCAUCUAUAACGGGGCAGUAGAAGCUAUUGGAACCUUUGGAGGGGCCGUGGCUGCCUUUGCAGUGGGCUAUGUGAAAGUCAACUGGGAUCUACUGGGAGAGCUGGCCCUGGGGAUCUUCUCAGUUGUCAACUCAGGCUCUCUAUUUCUCAUGCAUUAUGCAGCCAACAUCUGGGCAUGCUAUGCUGGCUACUUGAUAUUCAAGUCCAGCUAUAUGCUUCUUAUAACCAUAGCAGUAUUUCAGAUUGCAGUUAAUCUGGGUGUGGAGCGCUAUGCCCUGGUGUUUGGGAUCAACACCUUCAUUGCCCUGGUGAUCCAGACCAUUAUCACUGUGAUCGUAGUGGAUCCGAGAGGACUCAACCUGCCAGUCAGCAUUCAGUUUUUAGUUUAUGGAAGUUAUUUUGCAUUCAUUGCUGGCAUUUUCCUAAUGCGAAGCAUAUACAUUAUCUGCUCAGCCAUAUGCCAAAAUGAAGUGCAGAGCUCUGCCGGAAGUCAGAAUCCAGAUGGCCCACACUCAGAACACUUAGAGGGACCAAGGAAAGUCACUAUGGGAACAAGGCUCUAACCUUGUGUCAACCACUAUCCUCUGAGCGAGGACACUCUGCUUGUCACAAGUCACUGAGUGCCAUAAAUUGAUGCACUUCACAAAUCUGGAUCCCAAUGAACCUUUCAAAGCCACAACAGAAUUUCAGCUUUAGACCAGAUAUCUGUGUGCUCAGUUGAACUGAGUACAGCCAACAGGGCCCAUCACCUCAAAUAACCCAUGUUGGGGACUCCUGUGAACAGCAAGGACUGGAAAUUUCAGCCUUCCUGGAAUGGAGGGUCCCCAUUUGUGAACAGAAAUACUAAUGCAACUGAUCCUUUUGCAUGGUGUAAAUAUUUACUUGAUGUUACCAAAAUAGGCAACACAUGGAACAUUUUUUUGUCACAAAAGCUGUUUUCCUUCUUCUUCCAUUAAGUGUAUUUCUAUAUAACUUGAAGUAUUCUGAGAGAACUACAAGGUUUGGUCUCAUUUCUAAGGACUCCUCUUUAAGCCUGAUAACAUAGAAUUAUUCACAAACUAUUAUUUAAUAAUAUCAGCACUUAAUUUUUUCAUGAUUACUUUUCAUUUUGAGCCUUGUUGUUGAAACUCUACCUCAGGAGUAGCUCCCGACAUUCCUCUGUGUCCACACAAUGACACGCAUGUCAGUUUGUAGCAGUCCUAGGAGAGGCAAUGAGCUUUCUCCCCACCCUGACUCCAGAUGGGUGUUUUAAUGCUAUGUCAGUGAAAUGUUGGUCUAAAACAGAGAAACUGAAGUAGAAAUUUUCAGGGGUUUCUAGAAGCAUUCAUAAAUAAGAAUGGGGGCAGGGGACAUGAAUUUUUAAAUGGCAGUGAUUGUGCCAAAUAAAACAAUGUGUGCAAAAUA
Molecule: messenger RNA, 2812 nt
Organism: Manis pentadactyla (Chinese pangolin)
Lineage: Eukaryota; Metazoa; Chordata; Mammalia; Pholidota; Manidae
Gene: SLC19A3
Product: solute carrier family 19 member 3
Exons: 8
Coding region: 562-1971 (469 amino acids)
Biological process (GO): transmembrane transport; vitamin transport
Cellular component (GO): plasma membrane
Molecular function (GO): thiamine transmembrane transporter activity
Source: RefSeq, a predicted model, not a curated record